CGGAAUAAGGCGAAGCUGAUAUACCACGGGCGCUCUGAAGCAGAACAACUUUUAGAAACAUCGAACGGCACAAGUUCUCCUGAAUCUGAGCACCAUGGCAUCGGUCCCCAGCAGCCAAGUCAAAUGCAAGUUCAAGAGGAGGAGGAGGAGAAGGUCAAAGCGAAAAGAGAAGAUGAACAUGUUGUCUGCACUGAUCGCCCCCUUCAAGUACAUGAGCCCAGCAGCCAAUAGCACAGAAGACGAGGACACAUCGAGUACCAGCAGUGCUGAAGUCAAGGAGAACCGAAACACAGGAAAUCUCGAAGAUUGUGCCAUUGUACCGUCAGACUGCCAAACACUCUUCCUGUCUGAUUCGCCCAGGGACAGGGCGUCUGGCCUCAAGCGAAAGCGCCCAUUAGAGGAGGACAAUAACGGACACUUGUGCAAAUUGCGGCUGUGCUGCAAGAAACUUACCUGGUCCGAUGCACCAAAGAACGCUCUGGUUCAGUUGAAUGAGCUUAGACCGGGCCUGCAGUACCGGAUGGUCUCACAGACAGGACCAGUACAUGCACCACUAUUCUCCAUUGCUGUAGAGGUCAACGGAUUCACGUUUGAGGGUACCGGGCCUACCAAAAAGAAGGCUAAGAUGAAAGCGGCAGAGAUGGCCCUCAAAUCCUUUAUCCAGUUUCCCAACGCCUCACAAGCUCACUUGGCCAUGGGCAGCUUGAGCAACCCUGUCACCGAUUUCACCUCGGAUCAGGCCGAUUUCCCGGAUACACUAUUCAAAGGCUUUGAGCCUGACGGCUGCCGCUCUGCAGAGAGCCAGCUGCUAUCAAGCGCGCUCCGUCUACGCCACACCUUGGACUUGAUGGUUGUACAAGCCAGACAAGGAGAUCCCUGCCUACCCCCACCUCCCGCUCCAACUAUGCCGCCCCAACCCAGCCCUGUUGUCUUGCUCAAUGACCUGCGGCCCGGCCUGCGAUACGCCUGCCUGUCAGAACGUGCCCAGGGCAAGCAGGCGCGACACAGCUUUGUCAUGGCUGUGCGAGUGGAUGGAAGGAUAUUCGAAGGCUCGGGUCGCAGCAAGAAGCAGGCAAAGAGGCAAGCAGCUUUGUCCGCCCUGCAGGCGCUCUUCAACAUCAGACUGGCACCUGAAGUGAGAGCAGGACACCGGCCCAGCAGGAUAAAGUGCCCUCAUUUGCCCCAGGAGUUUGCAGAUGAGAUAUUCAACCUGGUGCGAGAGAAAUACACAGAGCUGGCUGGCUGCUCCUCGUUGCUACACGCGCGUCACAAAGGCCUGGCAGGCAUCGUCAUGACCAGAGGUCUGGAUCUGAGACAGGCUCAAGUGGUGGCGCUAUCUACCGGCACUAAAUGCAUUAAUGGAGAGUAUAUGAGCGACCAGGGACUGGUGGUAAAUGACUGUCAUGCAGAAAUCACGACCAGACGAGCACUGCUACGGUUCCUGUACUCUCAGCUAGAGUUACACCUCAGCAAGAGAAAAGAGGACUGGGAGCAAUCGAUCUUCGUACAGCACAAAGACUCCUGUUUGAGACUGAGAGAAAACAUCCUUUUCCACAUGUACAUCAGCACAUCACCCUGCGGGGACGCCCGUGUGAACUCACCCUACGAAAUCACAUCUGAUUGGCAAAGUAACAGACACUUCGUUAAGAAGUUUCACAGUCACCUACGAACAAAGAUUGAAUCAGGGGAGGGAACGUUGCCCGUGAAGACCACAGGUCCCGUCCAGACAUGGGAUGGAGUUCUUCAGGGAGAACAGCUCAUCACCAUGUCUUGCACCGACAAGAUUUCUAGGUGGAAUGUGCUCGGCCUCCAGGGGGCACUGCUCAGUCACUUUGUGGAGCCAGUGUAUCUGUACAGUCUGUCGGUGGGAAGCCUGAGACACACGGGUCACUUCUCCAGGAUGAUGAACCACAGGCAGGAGAGAGUUGGUCCUCUGCCCACCUGCUACCGCCACAACCAGCCUUUACUCAGCGGUCUGAGCAGCGGUGACUGCAGGCAGCAGGGGAAGUCUGUUUGUUUGAGUGUGAAUUGGACCGCAGGCGACACCCAAUUGGAGGUGCUCAAUGCAUCUACUGGAAAAAGGUGGGACUCCGGGGCUCUGUCCAGACUUUGCAAGCUUGCACUUUUUGCACGGUGGAUCAGACUCUACCGCAAGCUGGUGGUCCAUGGCACAAGUCAGAGUGGUACGUCGCUAUUGUACUGUGAAGCGAAGCAGGCCGCUGGUACCUACCAGACUGUGAAGCUGCAGUGGUUGAAGGGUCUUCAGGAAGCGGGUUUAGGGACCUGGGUCCGGAAACCUCCUGAGCAGGAAAACUUUGCUGUUACUGUAUGA
Molecule: messenger RNA, 2332 nt
Organism: Xyrauchen texanus (razorback sucker)
Lineage: Eukaryota; Metazoa; Chordata; Actinopteri; Cypriniformes; Catostomidae
Product: double-stranded RNA-specific editase B2-like
Exons: 10
Coding region: 95-2332 (745 amino acids)
Biological process (GO): adenosine to inosine editing; RNA processing
Cellular component (GO): nucleolus; cytoplasm
Molecular function (GO): tRNA-specific adenosine deaminase activity; double-stranded RNA adenosine deaminase activity; double-stranded RNA binding
Source: RefSeq, a predicted model, not a curated record